AUGACAACGAUGGCCGAUAUCUCCCAUCUACCCCUUGUCCCUGCCGCGGAUCAAGAUUCGAAGCCACCUCACGUCGUCCCUACGCCAACCUACGCCUCACUGAGCGCCUACAAUAUUGGUCAGAAGAUCGAGUCGACGCCAGCUUUACCGAUGCUGGACGGAUUGGAAGGCACGAGCAAGUCAGACCUUUUGAUCGACCAACUGCUCACGGGUCCACCGUCACCUACAACCAAUUUGUUUGACGACGUUUGGUCGCAUUCGAUGACUCAAUUCGACUCGAGCAAUGCUCUGACACCUUCGACUGCUUUGCUCGACGGUGUCGGUGACAGUGACACAACGUUGAGCGAGUCGGAGUCGGUUUGGUCAGAUUUCCUGAUGCCGCUCCUGGCAACGGUCGGGAUUGACUACCCGGUCGGAUCCGCGUCGGUCUCUGAAUCAGCUGCUUCGUCGUCAUCGGCUUGUUUCUCGACCUGCUCGACUGUCACUAACGCAACGCCUCAACGACAGACAUCGAAUGGAAUCUUUGACGUCGCCUCGAUUUUGCCCGUCAGCUCAUCUUCGCAUGAGGAUACUGCCCCAACGCACAAUGACAACUUGACAUAUCAAGAUUGCACCUCCUCCUCGGUGAAGCAGGAGAACCUCACGACUGUCGCACCGAUUGUCGACCAUCAAAACCAAUCCGGUCCAUCGCUGUACGACAACAAUUGGACUCAAGUUACUAGUCUCGCUCCCUGGCUUCAUCAAGAUGUCAGCUGCACCUCUAAUCAGCAUCACGAGCAACACCACCAUGCUCAUCAGCAACUGCAAGACACUCGGCCGAAGCAAUCUCGUACCAACGGCGGCAGUUCGAGUCGUCAAGCAACUCGACCAAGCUCUCCAAAGCAGCAGUCGCGCCCGCGUCCACAGCUUCGAUCCCGAAGCUCAACCAGCAGUCAACAUGCUUGGAACCCCUUGAUGGAUCCUCAGGUGUUGCUGUGGGCUGCCGUCAUGAUGAACGGCCUCAGCCAGGCCCAGGCCGGUGCCGGGGAUCCUGUGACGUCACCUUUCUCUGACUACUCAGCAUCCAUGUACGACGUAGGUCAGGAGUGGACGCAGGACGAUGAGGUCGCUUUCGACGACGACAAUGGCGAUGAAGCGAUGGACGAGUCUGAGGACGUGUGCGAGGACCAAAAGAGGAUGCAGUCGGACGAAGGUGGUUCGUUGUCAAGUCAGUUCCACGAGUCUCCUGAACCAUCUUCUGCCACUCUGGAGCCCAUGGCUGCCCUUGCUCGAGCAGCCGAGAGUAUUUCAAGGUCAUCUUCAUGGCCAAUGCUCUUCCCUCCCGACAUGCUCGAUUUGCAGCAGAGUCUCUUGCGUGCUCAUCCCAUGUUUGGUCGUCCCGCUAGCCGUCGUCAUCACCAUUCCCAACAACAGCAGCAGCAAUCCGCUCGACGCAGGACUCGAACGUCAAUCUCGUCCAUGAGCACUGGCCUUUCAGGUACUCGCAAGCCCAAGCAAGAUGCGGUUCGCACUUCAGCCAUACGGAGUAAGAGGCAGUCUUGUGUGGACGCUCAUCACUCUCCACGCAGUCGCAGCAGCUCUUCGGCUUCCGAGUCCAGAGGCGAGACCGAAAAGAAGGACGUAAAAGCGCAGUCGCAGUGUGCAAGCCGACCACAAGCUGGACCAAGACUGCCACCUUCCCGCACCUCUUCCUACUCUCGACCAUCGGAUUCCGGAUCCGGAAUCGACGCUUUGUCGAUCAGCGCUUGGAACGGAACCACCAACGCUUCUGACAUGACGGCGACGAGCAGCGCCGGAAGCACGAGUACUUCUCUCGGCUUUACGAUCACCGACAAAAUCGUGCUCAGACCACGUCCUGGCUCUGGCGAUGAGGAACUCGCCUACCCUUUCGCUACAGACUCGCUCCUUGAUACGCAAUACAAUCGCGGUCCCACCAUCGACGCCCAGCAUCAAGCUGAAGAAGCGGUCGAAAAAGUUGCAAAUCUGUUCCCCAGCGAUCUCUACGCACCCCGCUUCACCCGUCGAGGCAAGUGCGGUCGAGAGGGCUGGUGCUCCCUCUGCCCACAAGGCGAUUGGUACUCGAUGAAGCGAAGCCAGUAUCUCUACCACAUGCAAUUCGACCACGGGAUCAGCAACCUCACUCGACGCUUCUUCCACCCACCCCAAACACUGAGGGUGUGGAACGAUGCGGUCAGCAAGACCGACGGUCUCUGUCACCACUGCAACAAGUGGAUUCCGAUCUGCUUCGGUCCACAGAGGAAGAGGGAUUUCAAGGCUUGGUUCAAGCACGCAAGGAAGUGUCACCGCGAUGACACCGGUUGCCCGAUCUAG
Molecule: messenger RNA, 2331 nt
Organism: Pseudozyma hubeiensis SY62
Lineage: Eukaryota; Fungi; Basidiomycota; Ustilaginomycetes; Ustilaginales; Ustilaginaceae
Exons: 1
Coding region: 1-2331 (776 amino acids)
Source: RefSeq, a predicted model, not a curated record